Molecule: messenger RNA, 2743 nt
Organism: Aethina tumida (small hive beetle)
Lineage: Eukaryota; Metazoa; Arthropoda; Insecta; Coleoptera; Nitidulidae
Product: glutamate receptor ionotropic, kainate 2
Exons: 12
Coding region: 74-2743 (889 amino acids)
Biological process (GO): synaptic transmission, glutamatergic; monoatomic ion transport; modulation of chemical synaptic transmission
Cellular component (GO): plasma membrane; postsynaptic membrane
Molecular function (GO): glutamate-gated receptor activity; transmitter-gated monoatomic ion channel activity involved in regulation of postsynaptic membrane potential
Source: RefSeq, a predicted model, not a curated record
UCUUUUCCGUAUAAAUCAAGACACGUGAAUGUUUUUUCGUAGUGCAUCAGAAAUUUAAAUCAUAUAUUUAAAUAUGUGUCAACUAUCGUUGAUCGUUUUUGUUUUAAUAACAGUGUGUGCUAAAUAUAGCAAUGAAUUUGAGGAACUGAAAACAGGAGGUUUAUUUAGUGACACGACAGACGAAAUCGCCUAUAGAGUAACAUCUACUCUUAUGAAUGAGAAAUAUGAAAGUUAUGAUUAUACAAUCACUCCUGUUUCGUACAACGUUUCAUAUUAUAGUGCUUUUGAGGCUUAUCAAGGCGCAUGUGCAAUGUUGCAAAUGGGCAUAGUUGGCCUCUUCGGCCCCAGUUCCUCAUAUUCUUCAUCAUAUAUCCAAUCGAUUUGCGAUAGAAAGGAAAUACCUCACAUUGAAACUCAUCCAGAUGUAACUCAAGAAAGGGGUCUGUGCUCUGUAAAUUUGCAUCCACAUCCAACCGUACUUGCCACUGUUUAUGUUGACUUGGUAAAAGCUUACGGUUGGCAUAGGAUGAUAGUUUUUUAUGAAGGCAUCGAUGGACUCUCGCGGAUUAGCAAUUUAUUGGAAUUGAAUGUACCACAUAAACGAUCUGUGAUAAUAAGACAGCUUAUACCUGACAUGAAUGGAAGUUACAGAAUGAUGUUGAUGGCUGCUAAACGAACUGGUGAAACUAAUUAUAUUAUAGACUGUUCCGUAGAUGUUUUAGAAGAUGUUUUAAACCAAGCUCAACAAGUGGGGAUGAUGACAGAUAAUUACAAUUAUAUUAUUGCCAAUGUUGAUAUGCACACAAUUGAUUUGUCUCCAUUUCAAUACGCCGGAACAAAUAUUACUGGUUUGAGAAUAGUUAAUCCAGAGCUGAGCAAAACCAUAUCUAUAGCAGAAAAAAUUCAACAAGUAAAGCAUAGGGACUCACAGUCUUUCGAAGACUUUGGUGUCAUUGCUGCUUGGAAAUUGAGGCUAAAGACGGCGUUAAUAAUUGAUGCUGUUACACUUUUUUAUGAAAUCGUUCAUGAACUACUUAGUUCAAAGGUUGUUAUGUUGAGCACACAGCCCGUUUAUUGUAAUAAUUCAGAUAAUUGGCAUAAUGGUUAUACAAUUAUUAAUUAUAUGAAACGGAGAGAUUUUGAGGGGCUAACGGGACUGAUUAAAUUUGACUAUGAAGGUUUCCGCCGUGAUUUCAAAUUGGACAUUAUGGAAUUAACUACUGGAGGAUUAAUUAAGAUUGGCGAAUGGAAUUCCACUACGCGAAAUAUUCAAACGCAGCGAAAAGUAAAAACUGAAGUGCCAUUAAAUGAGAACAAUUUAUUUAAUACAACUUUUAUUGUCAUUACUUGUCUGACUGCCCCAUACGCCAUGUUAAAAGAAACAACGACACAACUAAUAGGGAAUGAUAGAUUUGAAGGUUACGGUAUUGAUGUUAUACAAGAACUAUCUCAAAUAUUAGGCUUCAAUUAUACCAUUGUCAUUCAAGAAGAUGGUGCAUAUGGCAACUACAACAGAACCACCAAUGAAUGGAAUGGAAUGUUAAAGGAAAUUAUUGAAGAUAGAGCUCACUUUGGAAUAGUGGAUUUAACCAUCACAUCUGAAAGAGAAAAUGCUGUUGAUUUUACAAUGCCUUUCAUGAACUUAGGAAUUUGUAUAUUGUAUAGGAAACCCGAACCUGUGCCUCCAAGUUUAUUUAUGUUUGCAUCUCCAUUUUCAAUAUCAGUUUGGGCACUAUUAGGUGUCUCGUAUUUCUUGGUAUCAUUCGCAUUUUUUGUUAUGGGUAGAUUAUCACCAGCUGAGUGGACUAAUCCUUUUCCUUGUGUGGAAGAACCUGAAUAUUUGAUUAAUCAAUUUAGCAUAAGAAAUUGUUUAUGGUUUACUGUUGGUGCUCUUAUGCAACAAGGUUCUGAAUUGGAACCAAAGAGUAUUUCUACAAGAACCGCUUCAGGAAUAUGGUGGUUUUUUACUUUAAUCAUGGUAUCCUCAUACACUGCUAAUUUAGCUGCCUUCUUGACCGUAGAAACUUUAGUGACAUCAUUUAAGAACAUUGACGAAUUAGCCAAACAAACCGAAAUAAAAUAUGGAGCAAAGAAGGACGGAGCCACGGCGAACUUUUUUAGAGAUUCCAACAUUAGCACACAUCAAAAAAUAUGGUCAUACAUGGCCACACAUCCAGAAGUAAUGACUCUAACAAACGACGAAGGGGUAGCUAGAGUCGAAAAUGAAAAUUACGCUUUUCUUAUGGAAUCCACCAGUAUUGAAUAUGAGACUGAAAGACACUGUUCUUUGGGAAAAGUUGGAAAUUUGUUGGACAACAAAGGAUAUGGAAUAGCAAUGAAAAAAUAUUCUCCUUAUAGAAAUGAAAUGAGUCAAGCAGUUUUGAAACUGCAAGAGGCUGGUAUAUUAACAUCUCUCAAAAUAAAAUGGUGGAAAGAAAAACGUGGCGGAGGAAAAUGUGCUACUAAGAGCGAGGGUGGAGACGCAACGCCACUGGAUUUAAAAAAUGUUGGUGGUGUCUUUAUGGUACUAUUUGUAGGAUCUAUUCUCGGUUUAAUAGGAUCUUUCUUAGAAAUGGCGUUUCAUGUUUGGAGGGAUUCCAAAGCAAGAAACAUCCCGUUCAAAGAUGAACUUAUUAAAAAUCUUAAGUUCGUUCUAGAAUUUCGCCAAAAUAUUAAAGAAGUCAAUUACGAGAAUAACAAUUUAGAUACGGAAGAGAACUGUUUGGAUGAUUUAAAAAAAUAA